AAAUAAAUAAAUAGAUGGUGAUAAUGAUGAUAAUCUGUGGUGUAUUUAUAUUAUAUUAUAUUUGAAAUCAUAAAUCAUAAAAUAUAUCUAAUUAUAUAAUAAUCUUGUUCUGUUUGAAAUAAAUAGCUUAAAUUACUACUGUUAAUGCUGUGAAGCUAUUACUAAUACUAUAGAUAUUAUUACUACUAGCUAAAACAGUAUAAUUUUUUUUUUUUUUUUUUUUAAAAAUUUCUUACUCUUUUAUAAUAAUUUUAGAUAUACUGGAUUUUUUUCUCAUUUUUCUCAUUUUUCUCAUUUUAUUUAUUUUAUUUAUUUUUAUGCAACCACAAUGUCUAGUCCCCUUGUCAUGACAUCUACCUUGGAAGCUAAUUGUGGAAAAGACAUUAAUACAUUGGGUCAAUUUGACGAUGUUUAUCAGUUCCCAAGACAUCGCUUACCAACUGCAAUGAAAGAUGAAUCCAAGAUUCCUUUGAUUAUCGUUGCAUGUGGUUCUUAUUCUCCAAUGACCUAUCUUCACCUCCGAAUGUUUGAAAUGGCACAAGAUCAUUUUAAUGAAAGAAACGAAUAUGAACUAUUGGCCGGAUACUAUUCUCCGGUCUCGGACGCAUACAUGAAAGAAGGACUAGCCAAGGCAAAAGAUCGGGUCAAGAUGUGUGAAUUGGCAGUCGAUAGUACUUCUGAUUAUCUGAUGGUUGAUUCCUGGGAGUCAAGACAGGUUACUUAUCAGAGAACAGCAGUUGUGUUGGAUCAUUUUGACCAAGAGUUGAAUAUCAAGGCCAAGGGUAUUCAGAUGAAGAAUGGUGAGAUGCGUCAAAUAAAGAUCAUGCUGCUGGCUGGUGGUGAUCUGAUUGCCUCGUUUGGUCACCCAGGUGUAUGGGCUCCUGAAGAUCUUCAUCACAUUGUGGGUCAUUUUGGGUGUGUGAUUAUCGAGAGAACUGGCACAGAUGUGUAUGGCUUCUUGCUUUCCAAUGAUGUUCUUUACCAACACCGAAUGAAUGUUAUAGUCAUUAAACAAUUGAUCCAUAACGACAUUAGCUCUACAAAGAUCAGACUAUUUGUCAAACGUGGAAUGUCUAUCAAAUAUCUAUUACCAAACCCUGUUAUUGCUUACAUCUGUGAGCACAAACUAUAUUCACCACCCAGUCUAGAUUCAUAAUAUAGAUAGAUAUGCUGUUAUUGUUAUUAGUAUUUGAUUUUCUUUAAAAAAAAAAUUUCAUUAGAUUCCCCCUCCCACACACACACACCUCUUCCUCCUUUACCGAAUCAUCUUUUUGACUCCUCAAUUCCCCUUUAACUUUUAUAUAUAUAUAUAUAUACUUCACUCAAACCUCCUUUAUUCUUAUUCUUUUAUCCUUCAAAUUGCCAACCAAAAUAUAAAUAUCACUAUUACUGUUACUAUUACUAUUACUACUCUUACUUCCUUUACCCCUCUUUAUAACGAUCAUAAACAAAUACAUAUAUAAAAGAAGCUUAAAAGAAAAAAAAAACAACAACAUUUUAUUCUC
This is a messenger RNA of Phycomyces blakesleeanus NRRL 1555(-), 1505 nucleotides long. RefSeq lists its product as hypothetical. The record is from RefSeq and is a predicted model, not a curated record. Gene Ontology annotation, molecular function: nicotinamide-nucleotide adenylyltransferase activity; nicotinate-nucleotide adenylyltransferase activity. The transcript has 7 exons. Bases 329 to 1156 code for a protein of 275 amino acids. Gene Ontology annotation, biological process: NAD+ biosynthetic process. Lineage: Eukaryota; Fungi; Mucoromycota; Mucoromycetes; Mucorales; Phycomycetaceae.